Molecule: messenger RNA, 617 nt
Organism: Fomitiporia mediterranea MF3/22
Lineage: Eukaryota; Fungi; Basidiomycota; Agaricomycetes; Hymenochaetales; Hymenochaetaceae
Exons: 3
Coding region: 186-425 (79 amino acids)
Biological process (GO): mitochondrial translation
Cellular component (GO): mitochondrial small ribosomal subunit
Molecular function (GO): structural constituent of ribosome
Source: RefSeq, a predicted model, not a curated record
ACGUGAUCUACUUUGCGUCAAAUGUGCAAUUUCACUGGUCCACUGGAGGAAACGCGGCUGUUCCCGAAAUUUGGCCGACAUCGACAACGAAUAAUUCUCCGGUUCAAACAGCACAUCCACAGCGAGUCGAGUGAACGGGUUGUGCUGACGAUUUUACGUGCAAAGACGGCUGGCUGUACGGUGAAAUGCAUAUUAAGAAGUUGAAGGUCCGGAAGGGGCGAGCCGGCUACCAAACGCCCUGCGCUGCCGAGACGCUUGCCAUGCUAAGUUGUUGGGCUGCAACGAAAGACACAAAUAACGUUGGAGAGUGCGCAGAAAAAGCCAAAGCAGUCGCAGAAUGCAUGCGGAAUAGCACGAAAGGAGGAAAGAGACGACAAACUACCAUCAACUAUCACCUUGCACGUUUACAGAAGGUCCUCAAAUAGAGGAGUUUCCUCGGCGAAAAUAUGUGAAUGACAGUCUUGGCCCAACACUCCAGGAUAUAGCGGACCAUUACUGAGCCAUAUUGUCUACACAGAAGCCAGUUAGUUUGCUGCACAGUUACCUCCAACCAUCCAUUCCCACUGCAUAUCCAAUUAAUGUUAAUGUAUUAAAUACUAUUAUCAUGCUAUUCAUUG